AGCGUGAGGCUGCGUUGAUUUAAAUUUGGAGCCUCGUUACUCUGCGCGGAAUGCGAAGCGAGGAGUUGCCAUUCGAAUUUACUACGCGGCCUCGAUGCGAUUGGUUGGUUCGCGGACAGCGGUACGACGCAAUUGGCCAGCUCCCCACAGGGCCCGUGCCCUGGUUGGCCUAAGACAGCGCGGAAGCGGGGAGUUAAAGAGUCUAUGCCCGUCGUGGGAGCUGGCCUGGCCCCCCGGGAGCCCUGGAGUCGCCAACUGGGGGGGCUUCCUUUUUAUACACACCACUAGUUUUCUCUCUAUGCUAUGGGAGAUGUCAAAGAAUCAAGAAUGCAAAUAACACCGGAAACUCCAGGAAGGAUCCCAGUUUUGAAUCCUUUCGAAAGUCCUGGUGAUUAUUCUAAUCUCCAUGAACAAACUCUCUCCAGUCCUUCUGUUUUUAAAUCAACGAAAUUACCAACUCCAGGGAAAUUUAGGUGGUCUAUUGAUCAACUAGCUGUAAUAAAUCCUGUAGAAAUAGACCCAGAAGACAUUCAUCGUCAAGCUUUAUUCUUAAGUCAUUCUCGAAUAGAUAAAGAUGUGGAAGACAAAAGACAAAAAGCCAUUGAAGAGUUUUUCACAAAAGAUGUCAUUGUACCCUCUCCUUGGACUGAUCAUGAAGGGAAACAGCUUUCAGAGUAUCAUUCCAGUAAAUGUAUUAACAUAACUAGUGAAUCUCCAACUGGAAGAAAACUGACCAUCCAUUCUGAGAAAAGCAAUGCUGCUUGUCAGACACUGCUCUCUCUUCCUGUGGAUUUUAAUUUAGAAAAUGUAUUAGGUGACUAUUUUAGAGCUGAUGAAUUUUCAGAUCAGUCUCCUGGAAACCUCAGUUCUUCAUCCCUCAGAAGAAAGCUGUUUUUAGAUGGCAAUGGAAGUAUUUCUGACUCCUUACCUCCAGCUUCUCCCAGAAGUCCUCGCAGUGGUGCUCAAGCCUCACUUGAGGUUUUUUAUUCGAUAGAUUUAUCUCCUGUACGGUGUAGGAGCCCUGUGCAGACACCAAGUUCGGGGCAGUUUUCUUCCAGCCCUAUUCAGGGCAGUGCAAAGAAGUACAGCUUGGGAAGUAUAACCAGCCCUUCACCUCUUUCUUCACCCACUUUCUCACCAAUUGCAUUUCAAAUAGGAAAGACUCCACUCUCAGAACAAAGGAAGUUUACUUUGCAUUCUCCUGAUAAUUCGUGUGGAACAACAAAUUCUAAUGGAGUUACUAAUCCAUGUAUCAGAAGUCCUUAUAUAGAUGGCUGCUCACCAAUUAAGAAUUGGUCUCCUAUGAGACUGGAGAUGUGUACAGGUGGUACUCAGUAUCGGACCUCCCUGAUUCGGAUACCUUUCGCUCUGGAGGCUCACAGUGAAGACGAAGAUCAGGUGAAUCUUCCUUCCACAGAUGCCUCGUCACCAGCCAUGGACACGGGCGGAGUACACCUGCGGCAGGGGAAUAGUGACACUUCAGCACAUGGCACACAUUUAGUAGUGACUGCCAUGUCUAUUACACAGAAUCGGUCCAGUACUUCUGAGAAAGAAUUAGCACUGUUGCAGGAUGUUGAAAGUGAGAAGGAGAACAACACUGUGGAUAUGGUUGAUCCUGUAGAAAUAGCAGACGAGAACACUUGGAUUAAGGAGCCGGUUGAUAAUGGGAGUUUGCCCAUGGCUGAUUUUGUGAGUGGGAUUGCCUUCAGUAUUGAAAACUCUCACAUAUGCAUGUCACCUCUUGCAGAAAGCAGUGUCAUUCCUUGUGAAAGCAGUAACAUUCAGAUGGAUAGUGGCUAUAACACCCAGAAUUGUGGAAGCAAUAUUAUGGAUACGGUUGGAGCAGAUAGUGAUGCACAAACUUUGGAAGUUGAGAAUAAAUCCCAAGUUUUUAACACAAAGGAAAAUGAUACAACUGAGAGACCACACAUCAAAAUAAGAACUCAAAGGAAGACCGUGUAACACAGAGGUGUUGAAAGAAAACAGAAUCUUCCUCAAGGCAACAGUCCGUAGAAUACCUCUCAGAACCAAAGACCAUCACUCAGUGGCUCCUCACAUAAUUUUUGUGCAGAGGAUCGAUAAUGUGAUCGUGAUUGAGAAAAAGUUGCUUCAACUAACAUGCUUAUAAGCCUUCCCCCCUCCUUAAUGUGAAAAAUCAAAGGCUUAAUUUAGUGACAUGGGAACAACAGAAAAGCUCCUGGAACUUUCAAUUCAUUGAAGUACAACUGUAUUUUUUAUUAAUAAAUAUUUUUGUACUUACCUUGAUUGAUGUGUUUAACAAUAAAAAAUUUGAGAACAAG
Molecule: messenger RNA, 2300 nt
Organism: Ailuropoda melanoleuca (giant panda)
Lineage: Eukaryota; Metazoa; Chordata; Mammalia; Carnivora; Ursidae
Gene: BORA
Product: BORA aurora kinase A activator
Exons: 13
Coding region: 304-1962 (552 amino acids)
Biological process (GO): regulation of mitotic nuclear division; activation of protein kinase activity; regulation of mitotic spindle organization
Cellular component (GO): cytoplasm; nucleus
Molecular function (GO): protein kinase binding
Source: RefSeq, a predicted model, not a curated record